AUGCCUCCUUCAAAGUGGGAUGAGGAGUCGGAAGAGUCUUCUGAUGAGGAAUCAAUAGACGUCCCUGUCGCGCCCCGACGUAAGUUCGAAGACGAAGAAGAUUCUGACGAUGUCGCGGAGAAUUGGGAUGAAGAAGACGACUCCGAGGUUGAGAGAGAGAAGGCCGCCAAAGCCGCCGCAGCUAAAGCGCAAGCCGAAGCGGAAGCCGCAGCCAAGAAGAAGACCAAGGCUCAGAGAAUAGAAGAGCACCGAGAGGCAAACAGACGGAGACGCGAGGGUCAAGGAGAAGCGGAAAGCUCGGACGAGGACGAAGACGAAACAACACGACGGUUGCGUCUGCGAGAGACCGAACAAGAAGCCGAUCUGAAGCACGCCCAGGACCUCUUUGCUGGGGUGGGACUAGGACCAACCACCCGCUCGACCACCAACAAGGCAGUGAUAAUUGAAGACAAGGAAAACCCGGGUCUGACUAUCGAUCUCUCGUCGCUUCCUCUGUUCAGACCCGGCACGAAGGCGCAGUUUGACGCUCUCUCAGCCACACUCGUCCCUCUGCUCACGGCCUCCUCCUCCAAGCCACACUAUCCCAUCUGGGUUGCCAAUUUUGUGAAGCAAAUUUGUGCGGAGUUGCCAAGUGCGGAGAUCAAGAAGGCAGCCAGUGGCUUGACGGCUUUGAGCAACGAGAAGAUGAAGGAGGAAAAGGCCCAGGAGAAAGGCGGCAAGAAGUCAAAGGCGGCAAAAACAAAGGCAAGUCUCGCCGCGACUCGAGACAUAGGCCGAGGCCUAGCCGACACGACGAGUUACGAUGAUGGUUUUGGGGAGGAUGAUUUCAUGUGA
Capronia epimyces CBS 606.96 is the source of this 834-nucleotide messenger RNA. RefSeq names its product translation initiation factor 3 subunit J. The record is from RefSeq and is a predicted model, not a curated record. The coding region runs from base 1 to 834 and encodes 277 amino acids. Lineage: Eukaryota; Fungi; Ascomycota; Eurotiomycetes; Chaetothyriales; Herpotrichiellaceae. The transcript is spliced from 3 exons. Gene Ontology annotation, cellular component: eukaryotic translation initiation factor 3 complex; cytoplasm. Gene Ontology annotation, molecular function: translation initiation factor activity.